GUUCAUAUAUAUUCCUUGUAUAGAUUCUGUACGCAAUUCAAUCCAUAUAAGCAAAAGGCAACGAGAUGAAGAAUAUGGGCGCAAAGCUCGUGAAGCUAGUGUUAGGGUUUCUGUUCUUGAUGCAUCUCCUUCAUGCAUUCCAAGAUGAUCUGAAAUAUGAAAACGGGCUUUCGGCGCCGAGUGGGAACAAGUAUUUCUCGACAGGACGGAAGUUUAAAGCUGAUCUGAAACCGGACGAGGAUUCACCAAAACCCGUUGUUCCAAAAAAGGAUAACGAUCUCGAGCACUCUCCGGCAUCAGAUCCGACGGAUUUGGAAAGAGAGAUGGAUAACCUAAUGAAGCACGACUACCCGUCGCGCAUGAAGCCGAGGAAAAGGUCUCCGAUCCACAAUUAAUUAAUGCCCUGCUUAAGGGCUCAUCAAUCAAUAUUGAUUCCUAAUUAAGUUAAUUGAUAACCCUUUUUCUUUAAAACGUAGUUAACACGAAGCGUACACAUAUAUCAUAUUUAGGGGGUUUUGCAAACGUGAGGUUCGUCUGUAAGGUUUUUUAUACUUUUAUUGUGAACCGAAUAUGUUUUAUAUGUAAUCACAUAGAUGCG
Messenger RNA from Tarenaya hassleriana, 598 nucleotides. RefSeq lists its product as uncharacterized. Lineage: Eukaryota; Viridiplantae; Streptophyta; Magnoliopsida; Brassicales; Cleomaceae. The record is from RefSeq and is a predicted model, not a curated record. The transcript is spliced from 3 exons. Bases 66 to 395 code for a protein of 109 amino acids.